AUGCGGGUAGGGCGCUACGCUGGCAGCGGCCUCAGCCGCUGCAGCGGCAGCUGCUUCUGGCAAAAUGUUUCUCAGUGUUUUAUUGGAGGGUUUAUAGGUCUGGCGGCAGCGGUGGCUGCUGCGGAAACAGGAACGCAGGUAUUCUCGGCCGCCGCGGCCGGCGGCGAGCUUACAGACAAGGCCAGCGACUCGAACUGGAUCGCGCCGACGAGCAGCGGCCGCGGCAGCAUGGAGGCUCCGCAGGCAGCAGCUCAGUUGCAGUUGGAACCCUCGAAAGGGAGUCUGGAGUUCGCGGGGGCCUGGAAGCGGCCGGCGACGUCCAGAGGCAGCUACUUGGCUGCUGCAGCAGUGGUUCUGCUAGCUGUGGGUUACCUGAUUUUUCGGUGCUACGCGGGACAGCGCGCGUGGCUGCAGCGGCGCGGCUCCGCACGGGCGCUCGCGGCCUCCGAGGAGGGCAGCAGCUCCGGCGGGGAGAAGGAAGAGGCCUUCAGCGAAGAAGAGGAGGCGGGGCCGAGCAGCAGGGGCCGCUGGUCUUCUUGCCUGACUCCGGAGUACCGCCAGGCGCUGAUGCAGGCCGCGGCGAGGCCCAUAGAGCGGCUGACGACGGAGCGGGUGCACGAGCGGGCCAUUUUGUUCUUCAAGGAGUUGACUGACAUGCUGAAGCUGGGCCGGCGGGUGCUGCCGCUGCUGGACGACCGGAGCUCGCUGGGCUGCUCCGUGCUGCUGCUGGCAGUGGCCAUUCAAGAGCUGGCCUUCGUGCGCUUCUUCGCAGACCCCUGGGUGGUGCAGCAGUGGGAGGCCGUGGCCGACGAAGUGCAGGACCAGGGCCGCGACUUGCUGGCGCCCUGGUACUUCCGCAAGCGCUUCUGCACGAUGUCUCGCCGCGGGCGCCGCGUGAUGCGUUUCCUGGGCAACGCGCGCGGCCGCAGGCCCUGGGGGCCCCUGCCGGGGCCCCCCGCGGCCACGGAGGCCCUCUUCACCGCAGUCACCAUGGGCAGGGCCACCGUGGCCCAGGCCGUGCGGGCCCUGAACUCGCUCUUGCCGUGGGUGCAGCGCGGCGUGCGCCGCAGCAGAGCCUUCAGCAGCCUCUGGAGGGCGGAGGAGGCGGCGGGCGGCCCCGCCGGCGACUGCAGAGUCCGCAGGUAUAUGAGCUGCGUGCCGCGGGCUCUGGGAAUGGCCCUGACGGGCUUUUUCACGGCCUUGAAGCGAACUCGCAUGGGCAACGCCGGCUCCAACGUCAACCUCGCGGCCUGGAUGCUCGCCUGCGAGCCCAAGUUCAAACACCGCAUCUUCCUGGACAACGCCAGCAUGGCCAAGAGGCUGCAGGACUUGUCUUUGCUUUCGCAGCUCCGCAGGCUCUUGGGCGUCGCGGACAGGCGCAUGCAGGAAGUCCUCAGCGAGCAGGCCAACUGCCUCAAGUACGAGGCCAAGUUGCGGGUGCCCCGCAGUGCGCUGCCGCUCCCCAUGGCCCACCACACUGCAGCAGCAGACGCAGCAGGCACUGUCCCGCGUGCUGCUGCUCGUGCUGCUGCUUUUGCUGCUGCUCGCGCUGCUGCUCGCGCCACGGCCCGCGCUGCCGCUGCGGAGGCGGAGGCCGCCGAAACUGCGACGGAGAGCGACGACGCUGCGGCCAGCGACUCGGGCGCUGCAGCUGCUGCCCCCGCGGCCCCUGCUGCUGCCCCUGCUGCUGCCCCUGCUGCUGCCCCGGCUUCUGCCCCUGCUGCUGCCCCUGCUGCUGCCGCUGCUGCCCCUGCUUCUGCCCCUGCUGCUGCCCCUGCUUCUGCCCCUGCUGCUGCGCGUGCUGCCCCUGCUGCUGCGCGUGCUGCCCCUGCUGCUGCCUCUGCUGCUGCCAGUUCUUCCCCGGGCCGCCGCCCUACUCCUGUUCCUGGCCCCGGCUUCUGGCGCCGCACACGCACAGUGCCCGAGAGGUACCGCAGAGCCGCUAGGGCUGCAGCUGAGGCUGCAGCAAGAGCUGCAGCAGAGGCUUGUAGGAGUGCUGCAGCAAAGGAAGCAAGCAGUGUGGAGCCCAGCUCUGCUGCUGCUGAGGCGGGUUCUGGGGCUGUCGCUGCUCCAGAUUCCCGGCCGCGUGUGAUUUUGACCAGGCCUCCACCUGAGGCCCGAGCAGAAGCUGCUGCAGGGGCCCCCGCGGAGGCCCCUUCAGCAGCUGCCGCAGAAGCUGCUGCUCAUACAGAUGGUGGUGCGGCUGCUGCGCAAAGCAGCCUUGAAGCUGCGGGGGAUAGCGCUGCAGCGUUGCCAGACCCUGCUGAAGUUGCUGCUGCUGUUUUUGCUGCCGCACCUGCUGCUUUUGCUGUCGCACCUCCUGUUUUUACUACCGCACCAAGUACCAGUGCGUUUGCCCCUACUUACCUGCAGACUCUGCAUGCCCCUCCCCCCACCUUAGCCCCUCCCCCCGGCGUUAUCCUGGCUCCUGUUAUUCCUUUCCCCCCCGUAAUCCCAUUUGUUCAUGGUCCUGCGGUCGUUCCACCUGCAGCUGGCGUUUACCAUAUCACGACGGUAACCCAGCCUGUUGAGGAUCCUUCCAGCACGGUAGAGGCACAUCCAGAUGAUCGUCCCGAAGCUUCGAAACCACCGCAGCAUGGUUCCUCUGGCGGUGAUGAUACAUCUGAUAAUGCUUCCGUCUUGUCAGAGCCACCUGGACCCUCGGAACCCCGUCCUUGCUCAGCGCCGCCUGCUCCAGAUUCCUCUUCUGCUCCAGAGCCUCAUGUUCCUCCUGCUUCUUCCUCCCCAGAGCCUCUCGUUCGUCAAGCCUCUUCCUCCUCAGAGUCUCUUGCUACUGAUGCUUCUGCCGCCUCGCCUCAGCGUUCUGCACGCUGUUCCGUCGGAUCAGAGUCGCCUGCUACAGAUCUUUCUACCGCUUUAGAGCAGAUUGAUUCAGAUCCCCCUUCUGUUUCAGACGGCCCUGAUGAUGGCUCUGCUGCCUCAGACCCACCUGCUGAAGGGCCUUCUUCCUCCUCAGCCGUUUCGAGUGAUUAUCGUUCAGCUGUCUCAAGCCCCAUUCCUGAUUAUCCCGCAGCUGCCUCGGCCCCGCCCGUUGACCAUCCCGCUGCCCCCUCAUCUCCAGUUGUUCAGUAUCCUACCUCUGCCUCCGCCCCUCCCGGUGAUGCCCAUUCCACCUUGCCAGACACCCAUACUGGCGCUUCCUCCUCUGAAGGCUCUGCAGUUGACAGUUCUUCUGCAGCAUCAAGUCUUUCUGUUGGUGGUGCUCUCCCCUGCCCAGAAGCUCCAUCUGUUACGUCUUCUGCUGCUUCUGCCGCUUCUACCCCUCCUGUUGAUGCGCAUGCUUCCUCCGGACCCCAGCCUCUUGAUCCUAACGCUGCCGAACAAAAUCCUUUCUGUCCUCCUGGGGUUGGCUCAUGCCCUUCUAUAGGUCUCGUUGCCUUCCACCCACAGCUUCCUGGUGCUCCUCCGGCUUUCACAGGCCCUCCUUUUGGCACUUUUCCGCCUUACUUAGGACCGCCUGCUGGUCCUCCUACUGGCUACCCAGCCCGCGGGUUUCCUCGUCCUCGAGCCUUCACCCCUCGAGGCAGCCAACGUCCUUCCGCUGACAAUGGCGGCACAUUCCGGCAUCCUGUUCCUGGCCGUUUCCCCACCUACCCAGGCCCUCCUUUUGGUCCACCUCCUCCCGGUGCACCUCCUGUUGGUCCUGUUCCCACGCACCCAGAUCCUCCUUUCGGUCCCAAUGCCUUCGUCCAAAUGCCCAGUGAUCCUCAUGAGUUGUUCCCCGCUUUUGGUGGCCCUCAUCCCGGCUACCCAACCGCGCCUGUUGGUGCACAUCCGGCCUACCCACCCCCUCCUUUUGGUCCUCAUCCUGCUUUCCCACCCCCUCCUGUAGGCCCUCACCCCGCCUACCCACCCCCUCCGGCUGGUCCUUUUGUGUAUCCACCCCACCUCCUUGGUGUUUUCCUUGGCUACCCACCCCCUCCUGUUGGUCCAAAUCCCGCCUACCCACCCCCUUCUGCUGAUCCAAAUCCCGCCUACGCAGCCCCUCCUGCUGGUGAUCAAACGGGCCAGCUACCUGCGGAGGAUCCUGCUGCUGAGCACCCACCUCCCAGUGAUCCUGCUACCGAUAGCCCAUCCUCUCCUGCUGACCCCCCUAGUCAACACCAACCGUCUCCUGUUAAAUCUCCUACUGACUAUCUAGGUUCUCCAGCUGGCUCGGCUGCCGAUAACUCACUUCCUCCAAAUGUUCCUCCUGAGCACCUGCAGCCUCCUGUUGCUCCUGAUCCGGUUAACCCACCUCCUGCAGCUAGUGUUGAUUCCACGUACCCAGGGCCAGCUUUUGGCCCUCCUUCCGUUUACACACCCCGUCCAGCCGGUCCUUCUCCUGCCUUCCUACCCCCUGGUGUUGGCCCUAAUGCUGCGUAUCCACCCCCUCCCAUUGGUCCUUCUCCUCCCUAUCCACCCCCUCCCGUUGGUCCUUCACCCCCCUAUCCACCCCCUCCCGUUGGUCCUUCACCCCCAUACCCACCCCCUCCCAAUGGUCAUUUUCCUCCUUAUCCACCCCCUCCCAUUGGUCCUUCUCCUGCCUAUCCACCCGCUUUCGCUGGUCCUUCUGCCUAUCCACCCCCUCCUUUUGGUCCUCCUGACUACGGGCCCCGUCCCGCUGUACCUCCCACCUACCCACUCCCCCCUAUUGGCCCUCCUACGUACCCAUCCCUUCCCAUGGUCGCUGUUCCCGUCUUUCCACCCCCUCCUGUCGGUCCUCAUCCCGAAUACCCACCGCCUUCUGCCGAUUCUCUUCCCGUCUACCCCCCAGUUCCUGUUGGUCCUGUUCCCAUGUACCAGGGCCCUUUUGUUCCUCCUCAUCCCUCCUUGGAAGCAUCUUCUCCUAGUGUCGCAGCCGACUCUUCACACUCUUCGGUUGAAGUUGCUGAUUCUGCUGACUCGGGAUCACACGGUGCUGCUACCUUGCCCCGUCGUUCUUGCCGUCGUCGUGCCCGUCGUCGCGUUCAUCGUUCUAUAUCUGUCUCGGCAGUCCCUUCAGACUUUUCCGCAAAUUUUUGGGGAGCGCAAGGCGCACCAGCAGUUUUAGCGGAAGCUGCACUGGAAGCUGAAGCAGAAAGUGGAGCAGAAGCUGAAGCGGAAGCUGCUGCGGAAUCCGGAGCAAAAGCUGUAGCGGAAGAUGCGGCUGAAGCUGCAGCAGAAGCUGAAGCUGCAGCGGAAGCUGAAGCUGCAGCGGAAACUGAAGCUGCAGCGGAAGCUGCAGCGGAAGCCAGAGCAGAAAUUGAAACGGAAUCUGCAGUGUAA
Molecule: messenger RNA, 5268 nt
Organism: Eimeria necatrix
Lineage: Eukaryota; Apicomplexa; Conoidasida; Eucoccidiorida; Eimeriidae
Exons: 1
Coding region: 1-5268 (1755 amino acids)
Source: RefSeq, a predicted model, not a curated record